Molecule: messenger RNA, 639 nt
Organism: Phaeodactylum tricornutum CCAP 1055/1
Lineage: Eukaryota; Bacillariophyta; Bacillariophyceae; Surirellales; Neidiaceae
Exons: 1
Biological process (GO): rRNA methylation
Molecular function (GO): RNA binding; RNA methyltransferase activity
Source: RefSeq, a predicted model, not a curated record
AUUCCCAUCGCCUCGGUCGAUAAAGGAGUCUUGAAUACUUUAUCUGGAAAUCGGCCGCAUCAAGGAUACGUUCUACGUUGCGGUAAGCUUUUCUUUGAAUCGCUUAACAAAAUCCCACAUCCCGAUGAGGAUUCCGCAGCACCCAGCAUGUGGUUAGUCCUAGAUGAAGUCGUGGAUCCCCAGAACUUGGGUGCUCUGCUACGGUCAGCCUACUUUUUGGGUGGCUCGACCAAAGUAGGCAUCCUUGUAUGCGCCAAAAACUCAGCCCCGCCGUCCCCCACUGUAAGUGCGGCCAGCGCAGGGGCGUUGGAGCUGGUGGAUUUGUAUAGUACUAGCAACCUUCCACGAACGUUGGCGGCGGCCGAGUCGGAUGGCUUUCGAAUAGUCGGCGCAUCCGCCUCCGUACCACGAGAUUUGAACGUUCCAUUGUACGAACUUCAGGAGAUAUCGGAGAUGUCCGGGCCCACCAUCUUGGUUUUGGGGUCUGAAGGCCACGGCUUAAGGUCACUUGUGGCCAAAUCGUGUACUGAAUUUGUCAAGGUGCCGGGAGCCGUGGAUGCGGGAGGUGUCGACUCUUUGAACGUAAGCGUUACCGGAGGGAUACUACUCUGGCAUUUUUUAAAGGAUAUAACAAAGUAG